Molecule: messenger RNA, 884 nt
Organism: Mauremys mutica (yellowpond turtle)
Lineage: Eukaryota; Metazoa; Chordata; Testudines; Geoemydidae
Gene: PSME2
Product: proteasome activator subunit 2
Exons: 11
Coding region: 77-811 (244 amino acids)
Biological process (GO): positive regulation of endopeptidase activity; regulation of proteasomal protein catabolic process; regulation of G1/S transition of mitotic cell cycle
Cellular component (GO): nucleoplasm; proteasome activator complex; cytoplasm
Molecular function (GO): endopeptidase activator activity
Source: RefSeq, a predicted model, not a curated record
GGACCGGGGGGCGGGCCCGCGAAGUGAAAUCGAAAGGGGUCGGAGCCGGGCUCCCGCGGACAGACAGACCCGGACCAUGGCCAAGGCCUGCGCUGUGAAAGUCAGCGGGGAGUCCCGCCGGCAGGUCGAGCUCUUCAGGGAAUCUCUCUUCAAGGAGGCUGAGCAAUUCCUGUCAACAUUUUUACCCCAAAAAAUCUUUCACCUGGACAAGUUCCUGAAGGAGGAUUCAUUGAACAUCAAGGACCUCUCGACCCUCCGGGCCCCCCUGGAUAUCCCCAUCCCUGACCCGCCCCCCAAGGAUGAGGAUGAGGACUCUAGUAACAUGGAGACAGAUAAGGAGGAGAAGAAGGAGGCUCCCAAAUGUGGCUACCUGAAGGGCAACGAGGCCAUGGUGACGCUGCUGGGCCGGGUCAAGCCGGAGGUGCGGGAGCUGAAGGAGAAAUGUGUUUUGGUCAUCACCUGGAUCCAUCACCUCAUCCCCAGAAUUGAGGACGGGAAUGAUUUUGGGGUGGCCAUUCAGGAGAAGGUGCUGGAGCGGGUGACGGCCAUCAAGACCAAGGUCGAGGGCUUCCAGACAGCCAUUUCCAAAUAUUUCUCUGAGCGAGGAGAUGCUGUGGCGAAGGCUUCGAAGGAGACCCACGUGAUGGAUUACCGCACUCUGGUACACGAGCGGGACGAGGUGAUCUAUGGGGAGAUCCGGACCAUGCUGCUGGACAUUCGGGGCUUCUAUGCCGAGGUCUAUCACAUCCUCACCCAGAACCUGGAGAAGCUGACAAACCCCAAGGGCGAGGAGAAGCCGUCCAUGUACUGAGGGGCCCGGGGCGCCUGCCCCCCAGCGGGGGAGGGGCCGGAGCCAGACUGCAAAUAAACACCCCCCCCCCCAA